AUGGGUUGGUUUUGGGCUGAUGCUACUUCGACAACUAAUAAGAAAUUAAAUAAUAAUGCUACUGCUGCUAGCAUCGCCGAUAACAAUAUAUCCAGCUGUCCAGUCAUGCACGCUAGCAAUACCACCACUACUCCUACAAUUAAUAACGUAAAUAGAGUAGAAGGUUGUCCCGUUUUGGCUCAUGGAUCUUCGGUGAUGGAUUCAUCCUCUGCGCUAAAUCCGUUAAAUAACAUACCAGCUUAUUUACCAGAUGAAAAAUUACCAAACCAAAAAUUAGAUUUACCCAAAGAUCGUACACUAAGUUCUAUCCCUAAAAAUGAUGGAUCAUUGUGGGAAUAUCCAUCACCCCAACAAAUGUAUAAUGCCAUGGUAAGAAAGGGCAAAAUUGAUCCAAUUACAGGUGAAGAAAUUCCAGAAGAUGCCGUAGAAAGUAUGGUUGAUAUUCAUAACUUCCUUAAUGAAGGAUGCUGGAAAGAAGUUUUACACUGGGAGAAUACGUAUCAUCCACAACCAAGUGAUGGAAAACCUAUUAAAUUAUUGAAAUUUACUGGCAGACCAAAUGACCUGAGCCCUAUGGCUAGGUGGCAACUAUUUUUAAGUAAAUUGUUUCCUAAUUCUUAUAGUCCAUUUCCACCAUUUGAUAGACACGAUUGGACUGUUUUAAGACCUGAUCCAACUAUUAAUGCGGAAAGUGCUAGUUCGGACGUACCUGGGUAUAAAAAAGUUAGAUACGUUAUUGAUUUCUAUGAUGGUCCUGACGAAGAAGAUGGGAAUCCCACUUUUUAUGUCAACUGUAGACCAGCUUUGGAUGAUUUUGAAAGUUGUAAAGAUAGGUUUUUGGAGUUCACCCAACCUGUGUUGAACAAAUUCUUUGACAACAAUAGCAGUGAUAAAAAAUAG
Molecule: messenger RNA, 900 nt
Organism: Saccharomycodes ludwigii
Lineage: Eukaryota; Fungi; Ascomycota; Saccharomycetes; Saccharomycodales; Saccharomycodaceae
Gene: CYC3
Product: holocytochrome c synthase CYC3
Exons: 1
Coding region: 1-900 (299 amino acids)
Biological process (GO): cytochrome c-heme linkage
Cellular component (GO): mitochondrion
Molecular function (GO): holocytochrome-c synthase activity
Source: RefSeq, a predicted model, not a curated record